CUAUAAAAGAAGAAAGAGAGAGAGAAGAGAAGAGAUAUGCACAUAGGGAAGGGGAGAAUGAAGAAUAAGGAGGAGGAGGAGGAGCCGCUCAGCCCGAUGGCGCGAGUAUUCCAGUCGCCAGACAUAGACAUAUGUCCCAUCGUCAACAUUGGUUUCAAAACCAAAAUUAAUCCUGACGUUGUUCUUGAUGCAUUGAGGCAUAAUGUCUACAAGUAUCCUCGUUUCUCAAGCAAACUGUCUGAAAAUGGUGCAAAAUGGAUCAAGACCGAAGUCAAUGUAGAAGAUCAUGUAAUUGUACCAUACAUAGAUCUAGAAGAGAUAUGUGAAAGUGGACAAAGCUUCGUCGAUGAUUAUUGCUCACGUCUCACAAUGACUCCUCUUGAUAGAUCAAGACCUUUGUGGGACAUUCACAUACUCAACGUCAAAACCGCUGAUGCUGAAGCAGUCGGUGUAAUCAGAUUUAACCAUGCGUUGGCAGAUGGGAUGUCCUUCAUUUCCCUUGUGCUCGCAUGUACCCAUAAGACAUCAAAGGUGAAACGGCGAACCACAGUGCCGCAUAGCCUUGAGAAAACUGGCUGGUUCGUAAGGGUAAUAUUCACCAUUGGUUCUACAAUGAGACUGCUUUGGAAUACAAUCGUAGAUGUGUUCUUGCUUGCUGCGACGGUGUUGUUUUUGAAGGAUACAAUGACGCCACUGAAAGGCAAUGCGAAUGUCAGGAGAAAUCCAAGGAGAUUUUAUCACCGAACUAUCUCUCUGGAUGACAUUAAACUUAUCAAGAAUGCUAUGAACAUGACUAUCAACGAUGUUCUACUCGGAAUUACACAAGCUGCUCUUUCUAGCUAUAUGAACCGACAAUAUCUUGUUUCCCAAGAACAAGACAAGAAUGAUGAGCUGGAGGAUGGAUCAUUAUUGACUUCAUAUCUUCCAGAUGGUAUACGGUUUCGUGCAGGUUGUACAGUAAAUCUAAGGUCAGACAUCGGGUUCAAGCCUUUGGCAGAAAUGAUGGUGAAGGAUUCAAAAUGCAGGUGGGGAAACUACUUCAGUUUUCUUAUCUUGCCGUUAUCGAUUGGUUUAGAAACCGAUCCAUUGGUUUAUCUAGAAAAAUCCAAAGCUAUUAUGGCUCGAAAGAAGCACUCUUAUCAAGCUGCUCUAGCGUAUUUUUUUAUCAAAAUCAUCCUAAAAGUGUUAGGAGCUAAGGCAGCAUCAUUAGCAUUCAAUCAACACUUGAAGAACAUAACGACAUGUGUGUCAAACGUUAUGGGCCCUAUGGAAGAAAUCAGUUUCCGUGGCCAUCCCAUCGCUUACAUUUCUCCAAGCUCUUAUGGACACUCACAGGCAUCGUUGAUACAUUACACAAGUUAUGCGGGGGAAGUGACAAUCACGAUAGGGGUUGAUCCUACUGUAAUACCAGAUCCUCACAAGAUUUGUGAUGAUAUGGAAAAAUCACUAAAAACAAUGAAAGCUGUUCUUUGGGAAAGAAGGUUACUCUAAGGCCCAUGAGGCCUCAACUCAUUCAAACCUUGUGUUUGCUCCUCGUUUUAAGUCCUGCAUUGGUCAUUCCUUUGCUUCAUCUACACUGUUAUCGCAUCUCUUUCUCAUGCUAUUUUAAUUCUUCGCUCUGUUUAGCAUUCUCAAAUAUGGUCUAAAGCUAGUUGAGAGGUUUUAAGGUUGAAGAAAACUCAAAGCUAAACUCAAAUGUCGUGUCUUAAGAAGUUAAAACCUCACGUUACUAGUUUCUGCAACCCACACAAUACAAUUCCCUAGCUGAAUAUUUUGGAUAUAAAAUAAAAAAAAUAGCGCUAUUAGUUGGAAAUUAA
Messenger RNA from Camelina sativa (false flax), 1817 nucleotides. NCBI's taxonomy places the organism in Eukaryota, Viridiplantae, Streptophyta, Magnoliopsida, Brassicales, Brassicaceae. The record is from RefSeq and is a predicted model, not a curated record.